Rhizopus microsporus ATCC 52813 is the source of this 693-nucleotide messenger RNA. Its product is annotated as putative RPE1-D-ribulose-5-phosphate 3-epimerase. The coding region runs from base 1 to 693 and encodes 230 amino acids. NCBI's taxonomy places the organism in Eukaryota, Fungi, Mucoromycota, Mucoromycetes, Mucorales, Rhizopodaceae. Gene Ontology annotation, cellular component: cytosol. Gene Ontology annotation, molecular function: D-ribulose-phosphate 3-epimerase activity; metal ion binding. The transcript has 5 exons. Gene Ontology annotation, biological process: carbohydrate metabolic process; pentose-phosphate shunt, non-oxidative branch; pentose-phosphate shunt. The record is from RefSeq and is a predicted model, not a curated record.
AUGCCUGAAGCCAAGAUUUCACCCUCCAUGCUUUCCAGUGACUUUGCCUUUUUAGCUGCUGAAGCUAAACGUAUGCAAAAGAAUGGUGCUGAAUGGCUUCAUCUUGACGUUAUGGAUGGUCAUUUUGUUCCUAAUCUCACUUGGGGAGCUCCUAUUAUCUCUGCUCUCCGUCCUCACACCGAAGCAUAUUUUGAUUGUCAUAUGAUGGUUUCUAAUCCUGCUCAAUGGGUUAAUGAUAUCGCCAAGGCUGGAGGACAGAUGUAUACUUUCCAUAUUGAAGCAACUAAGGAUCCUUUGGGCUUAAUCCAACAAAUUCAUGCUGCUGGUAUGAAGGCUGGUGUGGCCAUUAAACCUAAAACACCUGUUGAAGAAGUCAUUGGACCUAUUGCUGAACAAUGCGAUAUGAUCCUUGUCAUGACAGUUGAGCCUGGAUUUGGUGGACAACGAUUCAUGGCUGAAUGUAUGCCCAAGGUCGAAACACUUCGUCGCAAAUACCCAAACUUGGAUAUUGAAGUAGAUGGUGGAUUAUCUUUAGAAACCAUUGAUGCUUCUGCUGACGCGGGUGCCAAUGUGAUUGUAGCUGGAACUGGUAUUUUCAAGGCAGAGAAGCCUGAUGAGGUUAUUACUACUUUUAGAGAAAAGGUCAAUAAGGCCCAGGCUAGAUUUGCUCAAGAAGCUGGCACAAGUGUCUAA